Pleurotus ostreatus (oyster mushroom) is the source of this 513-nucleotide messenger RNA. RefSeq lists its product as uncharacterized. Bases 1 to 513 code for a protein of 170 amino acids. The record is from RefSeq and is a predicted model, not a curated record. Lineage: Eukaryota; Fungi; Basidiomycota; Agaricomycetes; Agaricales; Pleurotaceae. The transcript has 3 exons.
AUGUCUUUAAUACAAUCCUCUGCCUUCGAAUCACGAACGACAACAACCACUGUUUCGCUGUCCACCCUCUCUGACUGGUCGAAACAACACAUACAUGAUGUCUUUGAAGCACCUAACGAUGACAUGUGCCUUCGCGCCAUCGAGUCGACAUUCGCAAAGAACUUGAAAGCUACGAUAAAUGGCGCGCCUCUUGAUCGCGAGAGCAUCAAGCAAUUGGUGCUAGCCAUGCGACGAGGUUCAUCCACCGGCUUGAAGGUCCACUGGCAUCAGGCCGUCCCUGCACCCGGAGACCCGACGACAAAUAGAGACGGAUCUUUUUGGGGAGUGUACGUUAUCAGUGGCAUACAGAAGCAAUUGCCAGGCAUGAGCAAACCUGCCGAGUUUGAACGACAUAAGACAGUUACAGUCAGGAUCGAAUCCUUGUCUUCUGACCCAUACGUCGACAGCCGAAGGAUCGUUAACCUCACUUUCGUUGCGAACGACGUUAGGGUGGACCGCCAAGCGACACUCUGA